UAGGAAAGUGGGAAAAGUUUCUCUUUGUGUUUUCCUAGGGCUGGAUAAGGCUGCUACUGUGGUAGCACUGUGGGACAGGCUCCUGCGAUCUUGAGGUGUAAAGGAUAUAUUCCCAAGGUGUUCUUGCUCACAGGGAGCGAAAGGCACCCCAGUCAGCCUCAGGUGGGAGCAGCAAAGCAAUGGCACAGGGACACGUCCAUCCUCGACUCUCUCCUCCCGGGUCCGGACCUAGAUUCUAGCGAAGUCCGUGCUCCGGCAGCGUCCCUCGACACAGACAGGGAUGAGAUCCCGAAACCAAGGCGGAGAAAGCUCGUCUAACGGGCACUUCUCCAGUUCCAAGCCUGUCAUCAGCCAUGCAGAGAACGAAAAACUUCAGGAGGAUGCCAAGAAAAAGAACAAACCUCAUCGGAAGGAAGAUGAGGUCAUGGUAUCUGCAACUGUCAAGCGGCACUCAAAAUCACCUGGACCUAGUGAACGAAAGAACAAGAAGUCCAUAGAGCUUUCUAAAGAGGACUUAAUAAAACUCCUCAGCAUAAUGGAAGGAGAAUUGCAGGCAAGGGAGGAUGUGAUCCACAUGCUGAAGACAGAGAAAACCAAACCUGAAGUUUUAGAAGCUCAUUAUGGAUCUGCAGCUCCAGAGAAUGUGCUCCGAGUGCUACACAGGGAUGCCAUCCUUGCUCAAGAAAAAUCAAUAGGAGAAGAUGUCUAUGAGAAACCAAUUUCAGAGCUGGACAGACUUGAAGAAAAGCAGAAAGAGACAUAUCGACGCAUGCUGGAACAGCUCCUCUUGGCAGAAAAGUGCCAUCGCCGCACAGUUUAUGAGCUAGAAAAUGAGAAGCAUAAACAUACAGAUUACAUGAACAAGAGCGAUGACUUUACCAACCUCUUGGAACAGGAACGCGAGAGGUUGAAGAAACUUCUCGAGCAGGAGAAAAUCUAUCAAGCUCGCAAGGAGAAAGAACAUACAAAACGACUCAAUAAACUAAGAGAAGAACUAGUCAAGCUCAAAUCAUUUGCACUCAUGCUGGUGGAUGAAAGACAAAUGCAUAUUGAACAACUUGGGCAACAAAGCCAGAAAAUACAAGAUCUAAAUCAAAAACUAAAGGAAGAAGAAGAAAAGCUUAAAAUUAUUACUGCGAAAACAAAAGAAGAUGGACAAAAACUGAUGAAGUUAGAAACGGAACUUGAGCACAGGACAUUAUCAUUUUCUCAAGAACAUGAGGAGAUGACGGCAAAACUGGCUAAUCAAGAGUCGCAUAAUAGACAGCUAAGGCUUAAGCUAGUUGGGUUGACCCGUCGAAUAGAGGAACUAGAAGAAACUAACAAAAAUCUUCAAAAAGCAGAGGAAGAACUUCAGGAACUAAGAGAUAAAAUAGCAAAAGGGGAAUGUGGGAACUCUAGCUUAAUGGCGGAAGUGGAAAACCUCCGCAAGCGUGUGCUUGAGAUGGAGGGAAAAGAUGAAGAGAUCACAAAAACUGAAUCUCAGUGUAAAGAGUUGAAAAAUAAACUGCAAAAGGAGGAGCACCAUAGCAAAGAACUGAGGCUUGAAGUGGAAAAAUUGCAGAAAAGAAUGUCAGAAUUAGAGAAACUGGAAGAGGCUUUUAGUAAAAGUAAGUCUGAGUGCAACCAGUUGCAAUUAAACUUGGAGAAAGAAAAGAAUUUAACUAAAGAUUUGAUAAAUGAGUUGGAAGUGGUGAAGGCUCGAGUAAAAGACCUUGAGUCAUCAGAAAGCGAUUUGGAAAAGGCUGAAAUAAGCUUAAAAGAUGACCUUACAAAGCUGAAGUCAUUUACUGUAAUGUUGGUUGAUGAGCGAAAAAAUAUGAUGGAAAAAAUAAAACAGGAGGAAAAAAAGGUUGAAGGUUUAAACAAGAAUUUUAAAGUGGAACAAGCGAAAGUUAUGGAUGUUACUGAGAAACUGAUAGAAGAAAGUAAGAAGUUCUUGAAAAUGAAAUCUGAAAUGGAGGAGAAAGUGUCUAGCUUAACAAAGGAAAGAGAUGAGUUAAUCUGCAAACUGAAAAGUGAAGAAGAAAAAUCCUCUGAACUAAGCUGUAGAGUUGACCUGUUAAAGAAAAGAAUUGAUGGUAUGGAGGAAGUAGAAAGAGAAAUAACAAGAGGUAGAGCCAGGAAAGGCCCGGAGCAUGCUUGUCAUGAGGACAAUAAGAUUAAGGAACUUACCAUUGAAAUUGAAAAACUGAAAAAACGUCUCAAGCAACUGGAAGUGGUUGAAGGAGAUCUGAUGAAGACAGAAGACGAGUAUGAUCAGCUAGAGCAGAAAUUUAGAACUGAGCAGGACAAAGCUAACUUUCUUUCUCAACAGCUGGAGGAGAUGAAACUCCAGAUUGCCAAAAACAAAGCCAUAGAAAAAGGUGAAGCAGUGAGCCAGGAGGCCGAGUUGAGGCACAGGUUUCGCCUGGAAGAGGCUAAAAGCAGAGAUUUGAAAGCAGAAGUUCAAGCACUGAAGGAGAAAAUCCAUGAGCUGAUGAACAAAGAAGACCAGCUUUCCCAGCUCCAAGUUGAUUAUUCAGUUCUUCAGCAAAGAUUUAUGGAGGAAGAAAAUAAAAAUAAAAGCAUGGGGCAGGAAGUUCUGAACUUAACAAGAGAGUUGGAACUUUCUAAGCGUUACAGUCGUGCUCUGAGACCCAGCAUAAAUGGACGGAGAAUGGUAGAUGUUCCUGUGACAUCCACUGGUGUGCAAACAGAUGCUGUAAGCAGUGAAGCAGCAGAAGAAGAAACUCCUGCUGUAUUUAUAAGGAAAUCCUUCCAGGAGGAGAACCACAUCAUGAGCAAUCUGCGACAGGUAGGUCUGAAAAAACCCAUGGAGCGUUCUUCAGUGCUUGAGAGAUAUCCUCCAGCAGCAAAUGAACUUGCAAUGAGGAAAUCUUGGAUACCGUGGAUGAGAAAGAGGGAAACUGGGGCUCAGGGAACUCCUGACAAAGGAACCCGAAGCCAUGGUAGUGCAGGGCAUCCUGGGGAGGUUGUCCUGUCACCAAAGCAAGGCCAACCUCUUCAUAUUCGAGUGACACCGGAUCAUGAGAAUAGCACAGCUACUUUGGAGAUAACCAGUCCAACCUCAGAGGAAUUCUUUUCAAGCACCACUGUCAUUCCUACUUUGGGAAAUCAGAAGCCACGAAUAACCAUCAUUCCUUCUCCAAAUGUUAUGUCCCAAAAAGGAAAAGGCAGUGAAAGCCCAAUGGGCCCAGAUCGUUCUAUGUCUCCAGUCACUAUAACAACAUUUUCCAGAGAAAAGUCUCCAGAUGGAGGGAGAGCACCCUUUGUGGACAGACCUGCAUCACCAAUUCAGAUUAUGACAGUAUCGACAUCUGCAGCACCAGCAGAAAUCUCUGUUUCUCCACAGUCACAAGAUAUGACCAUGGGAAGGGCUGUCUUCAAAGUAACACCAGAAAAACAAACUGUUCCAACCCCAGUCCGGAAGUACAAUGCCAACGCCAACAUAAUAACCACAGAGGACAACAAAAUUCACAUCCACCUAGGUUCUCAGUUUAAGCGCUCUCCUGGUGCUGCAUCUGAUGCAUCUGGUGCAAGUCCCGUGAUAACAGUCAGACCGGUGAACAUCGCAGCAGAAAAAGAAGUUGUGACUGGUACUGUCCUGCGAUCCCCCCGGAACAAUCUUUCCCCGCGACCAGGAGCGAGCAAAGUGACAAGUACUAUCACUAUAACUCCUGUUACAACAUCGUCCACACGAGGAACACAAUCAGUGACAGGACAGGAUGGGUCAUCCCCGAGACCUACACCCACCCGCAUUCCCGUGUCAAAAGAGAGCGUCAUCAUUCAUCAGUUACGCAUGAACUCCAGAUGAGCCUCGAGCCCCGAUGGAUGCUCUGUGUGUGCACUACCCUCCUCACCAGCUGGAUGGAUCACUGCAGCAGCUCUCUGCCGUCAACACCAGGGUCACUUGUGCUACUGAUUUUUCUCGGAAGUACUUUAUUGCUUCCACUAGGUUUUAUAUAUAUUUUUUUCUUGGUAGAACUUUUAAGAAUGAAUGGCCUUGCUGAUUUUUUGAGAGUACAUAGUCAGAGAGAGAGUAGCAGUCCUUCUGCCAGCUGAAUUUCACUUUUAUUUGCAAAGCCUAAAGCACGUGCUUGAUUUUGUUUGAUGUUUGCUAUAUAAUUUAUUUUUAUAAUACACUUUGUAAUGUAACUGUCCCAGAGUUGCAAUUCUUGUUGUCCAUGGCGCAUUUAUUUGUAGAAUACACUGUUAAAUUUGCAAUUCGAUAUUUUUGUAAUAGAGAGUAUGUAAAGAAAGUAAAAUUUAACUUCAGCAACAUUUUAUCUUUAAAUGGAAAAGUAUUCAGCACAAAUUUUGCCACCAUAUGAUUCUGUGAGACUAAAUGCUCUGAAGACUGCUGUAUAGAAUUUGUACUGUUGCAGAAUAUUUCUUGCACUGUGUGAUGGUUUGGCAUAAAAUUAAGUGCUGAAGUCCAAUGCCUUGAAAUACAACCAGAAUUACUCAUUUUAAACAAUGUAAGCCAGUUUUUAAAGCUGUGAUUUUUUUUCUAUAUAACGUAUGUUUUUACUUCUGCCUGUACCAAAAGAGUUGAUUUUCAUUACACUGUAAUUAAUAAAUUUUCACAACUAUGCAAAUGUAAUCAAGUGUUUGAAUUUUAACUCUAGUGUCUUA
Molecule: messenger RNA, 4638 nt
Organism: Tinamus guttatus (white-throated tinamou)
Lineage: Eukaryota; Metazoa; Chordata; Aves; Tinamiformes; Tinamidae
Gene: FILIP1
Product: filamin A interacting protein 1
Cellular component (GO): actin cytoskeleton
Source: RefSeq, a predicted model, not a curated record